Heterocephalus glaber (naked mole-rat) is the source of this 3777-nucleotide messenger RNA. It is a transcript of the gene Slc35g1, whose product is annotated as solute carrier family 35 member G1. The record is from RefSeq and is a predicted model, not a curated record. NCBI's taxonomy places the organism in Eukaryota, Metazoa, Chordata, Mammalia, Rodentia, Bathyergidae. Gene Ontology annotation, biological process: regulation of cytosolic calcium ion concentration; calcium ion export across plasma membrane. Gene Ontology annotation, cellular component: plasma membrane; endoplasmic reticulum membrane.
AGAGGAAGCGCACGCAUGCGCCGGGGCCCCCGCCGGCCGGAAGACCCAGGCAGCGGAGCAGCGGCUGCGGGCGCCAGACGGCGCACUGGCUGCGGGGAGAACGCUGGCCGCGAGAUGGGGCCUCAGGAGAGUGCCCCGGAGUCCACCGGGAAGUCCUCCGAUCAAGGGGAGUCCGGAUUGUCACUAACUGACCCCGCGCCUUCGAGCGUGGGUGAAGAGUCGGCGGACGCCGAGGCGACUGGAGCGGCCGGCCGCGGCAAAUGUUGGCGCUGCCCUCCCUGGCCGUGCGGCUGGCGCGCGGAGCCAGAAGCCAAGAAGAAAGCACCCUGUCCUGGACUUGGCUUGUUUUACACAUUAUUGUCUGCCUUCCUUUUCUCAGUGGCCUCUUUAUUUGUUAAAAAAGUGCAAGACGUCCAUGCUGUAGAAAUUAGUGCAUUUCGAUGUGUGUUCCAAAUGCUAGUUAUUAUCCCUUGCUUAAUAUACAGAAAAACUGGGUUUAUAGGCCCAAAAGGUCAACGAUGUUUCCUCCUUCUCAGAGGAGUCCUUGGUUCUACUGCCAUGAUCCUUAUAUACUAUGCUUUCCAGACAACGUCCCUCGCAGAUGCCACAGUUAUCUCCUUUAGCUGCCCAGUGUUUACGUCUCUGUUUGCUUGGAUAUUUCUCAAGGAAAAGUAUAGCCUUUGGGAUGCUUUCUUCACCUUGUUCACAAUCACUGGAGUGAUCCUUAUCGUGAGACCACCAUUUUUGUUUGGUUCCAACACUUCAGGGACGGAAGGAAGCCAUUCAGUCCACCUUCAGGGAACAUUUGCAGCUAUUGGACAUGCCGUGUUUGCUGCAAUGACUCUAGUUAUCCUAAGAAAAAUGGGAAAAUCUGUGGACUACUUUCUGAGCAUUUGGUAUUAUGUCAUACUUGGCCUCACUGAAAGCAUCAUCGUCCUCUUUAUACUAGGAGAAUGGAGUCUGCCUUACUGUGGGCUGGACAGGCUGUUUCUCAUACUCAUCGGGCUCUUGGGUUUGGGGGGUCAGAUACUUCUCACGAAAGCAGUUCAAAUAGAAAAAGCAGGACCUGUGGCAAUAAUGAAGACAAUGGAUGUGGUCUUUGCUUUUAUCUUUCAGAUUAUUUUCUUUAAUGAUGUGCCUACCUGGUGGACAGUGGGUGGUGCUCUCUGCGUAGUGGCCAGUAGUACUGGAGCAGUUAUUCACAAAUGGCUUCAGAGUUCCAAAUGAAGCAUUAUUGUUGAAAUCUAUAUAUUUUUUUAAGCAUACCAUCAACCAGUUCAGACAUACUACACACAUACACACACCUGGAAAAUCUGCAUUUAUUCCUUGAUUAUAUUUAAUAAAUUUCAUAAAUAAAGUACCAUUUUUGAAUAUGGUAUGUUUUUAAUUAAGGUUUGCUAGUCUGUUUGGAGUAGCAAGGUUUUGUUAGCUUUUGAUUUUUUUUUUUUCUUGGUACGGGGAUCGAACUCAGGACCUUGCAUGUGCGAGGCAGUUGCAGUGCCACUGAGCUAAAUCCCCGGCCCAAUUGUUUGGUUUUUUUUGUUGGGGUGGUAUUGGUGAGAGGAGAAAGCUCAUUAUUUGAAGAAAAACUGCAAAACAUUUUCUGACUAAUAUAUAUAAUUUUAAAAUAUAUUUUUGGUACAGAUGGGAUACAGGUUGAGGAAGUUUUAGACGUUCUUUUAGUGGUGAGGAGCCUAAGAAAUUUAUAAUGCUGCUAUAAUUAGUAUUAGUUAAUUUGCAACAUAAUUCCAUCUAGGAUACCAAAGCUGAAAUUUGGUAUAGGUGCCUACUUACUGGUGUUAAUACAAAUGAAUUGCCUUAUUUUCAAGAGUUUUAUAAAUGAUUAUCACAUUUUAACUCAUACUUGUGCCUUUUCAUUUUAAUGCUGGGACUUUUAUAUGUGACUCCUAAAAAGUCUUUAAAUUACCAAAUUUGGUCAAUCGUUUUCUGUUUCAAAGGCAUUUAACAACUAGCUAUAAUUUUAUAAUUUUAGUUUUCCUCUGUUUUAUUGAAACUACACUAAUUUAUUUAACAUUUCAAGAUUUCCAAUCUUUAAGUCACAAGACAGAAAUCUUGGCAUGACCAAUGUGCACAUUUCCAUCCUGGAAUCCUUUCUCCUCACUUGAGAUGUGAUUUUCUAUAAAUUCUCUUUGAUUUAUAGUGAUGCCAAAUAAAAUUUUCUCAGGAUCUUAUUAGGUUGAACAGUAUGAAAAUGCAAAGAUUUGACCAUUUUAACUGGUAAAACCCAUAGUUUCAUAAGGGUCGGCCUCAUAGAUAUCUCCCUUUGUUGCUAAAUCCAACACUCAGAGGAUUUUAAACUAUAUAUUUUUUAAAUAACUUUUGAAGUACAGUUCUGCUGUUUAACUUCCUAUUAUAGUCCUUUCCCCUUAUGGAAUUAUAAAAACAUUAAAGAUUUAUGGAUAUAGUUGAUAGAUUUUACAUAGAGUUACAUAGAAAAAAAACACUGGUAAAUUAUAGUAUAUCGGGCUGGGGAUUUAGCUUAGUGUUUCCUCCACCUGCCUCGCAAGCGCAAGGUCCCGAGUUCAGUCCCUGGUACCGAAAAAAAAUUAUAGUAUAUCAGCAUGAUGUUAAGUCAAGCAGCACCAUGAUAGUAAAAGUAACAUCACAAAUGCAUACUAUAUGUUCUUUAUCUGGAGCAUCAUCCUGCCAAUACUCUGCAGUUAAAUUGAAUUUAAUAUCCGGGAAAGCAUGGGAGGUUAGUGAAGAUAUAGGAAGUACAUGCACAUUAUACUUUGUCACAGUGAACUCCAUAGGAGUUGUGCCUCCUAACUGAGACUAUCAUCAUCUUAAGUUGCAGAGUUGAAAAGUUAUAAGCUGUUUCCCACCUCAACAUGAUUCUUCCAAAGUAAGGAACUUUUUUCUAGGAUUAAUGCCUUGGUGAGAAAGGAUCUUUUCCAAUCCAAGAGGGAACUUUAGGCAUGCUGAUUUUAACUAAUGCUUUCAACCUAACAUAUCCUAAAUUAAAUCUAUUUAGGUGAGUCAUCUCACUCACAACUUUAAGCUAACAGUACUGGAAUUUAGACUUGGAAAACCAUCGUUUUGCAAAUAUAUAAUUAGAAUCAGCAUUUUAGAGCUCAGAGGUAUCUUAGAAAUAAUCUUUUAGGAGCCAUGCUCCAUCAAUAGGAAUGACAGGGAAGAAACCUGGCCCAACGUGGGUUUCCAUGGCCUUCCUUCCUUAGUUCUCUGAUAAAGUAUGGAAAGUGAACCACUCCUGUAUCUACCUGACGUGGAUCAACUCUCCAGUUUUCUGUCUUGCUUAAUAAAAGAAUUUUGGACUCUGAAAGUUAAAUCCCUUAUAUAUUAGAGACAUAUGUUUUAUUUCAACACUGGCUUAAAUACUUGAAUAUCACAAUAUAUGACUAAAGUUAGAGAAAAUGUUUCUUUAGACUUUUACAGGGUAUGUUCUGAAACAGUGUUCAAGGUAUACACAAGAUUAUGUAUUGUAACAAUUAUGAGUGUGUAUAUUUUGUAAAGGUUGUAGUUUCUGUAUAUCCCAAAGGAAAUAUUUUCAUAACUUGUUUUCAUAAGUAGUAAUAAAAGCAUAUGAAAGAAAGCUAUACGUUGGUUUUUAUGACUGUAGAAAUUAUCUAAUAUAACUUAUUUCCCUUUUGAACCUGUGCUUCAAAAUUCAUUUUCUGUAGAAUGACCUCUAGCCAUUUAGCUGGGAUAUAAUCUCAAAUUUCAAGCUGUUUGUUUUUCUCUUACACUGUCAUAUCUAAUCUAACAUCUCCAAAAUAAAGGCACUAAUCUGUUCCA